This is a messenger RNA of Rotaria socialis, 2165 nucleotides long. The record is from the annotation of a GenBank genome assembly. NCBI's taxonomy places the organism in Eukaryota, Metazoa, Rotifera, Eurotatoria, Philodinida, Philodinidae.
CCCGGGUGCACGUUCAAAGAUAGAUAAAUCUAAGAUUUACAUCUUUUGAAUCAAGCCCACUCGCAAUCAGGAAAAACUAAACUUAUUAAGAUAAUUACGACAAACGUAGGAUAUCUUAGGUCAGGAUUCGACUAUUACCUGUCGCGAUUCGGCCAGGAAAUGUUUCCAAUUGCCACACGCAGUUUCCAAGUACAUCUUGAGAAGCUCUAUCAGAUUGAAACGAUUAGUUUUCGAAAAUCCCCUUCUAUUCAGCCAGAAAACCUGAAUUACUGCAAAAAACACGUGCAAAAUGCAAUAAACAAUCGUAGAACCUGUCGCGAUUCGGCCAGGAGAAGUUUCCAAGUGAGGCGUUGUGGUUUCAGACAGAACUCGACCUGCUCUAUCGAAUGUACGUCUCAGUUUUUUCAAAUAUUGCCUCCUUUUACCUAAAUCAGGCCUAAAACCUGCAUUUAGCAGAAGGUUUUAGCAAAAACCGUCGCGAUUCGGCCAGGAGAAGUUUCCAAGUGAACCGCUCCGGUUCCAGGUACAACUCAACGUGCUCUAUCGAAUGUACGUCUCAGUUUUUUCAUAUAUUGCUUCCUUUGGCCUAAAUCACGCCUAAGACCUGCAUUUUGCAGAUGGUUUUAGCAAAACCAGUCCCAAUACGGCCAGGAAUAGUUUCGAAUUGGCAAGUGCAGUUUACAAAUACAUCUCGACAAGCCCUAUCUUCUCGCAUAAUUUUUAUUCGAAAAUACUUCUACUAUGUGGACCAGAAGUCUGAAUUACUGUUUCAUCAACACAGAAAAUUCAUUUGCUAAUCCUAAAAAAUUUUAUUUUUAAUUCAAACAAUCAAAUACACGCGAUCAAAUAUUAGAUUUACUUUCAAAUGUAGAUGCAUUAAUACUUUUGAAUGAGUUUAUACAUGCAGCUUUAUUUUUAUUUGAAAUGGAUUUCAAUCCGGUAUUUUCAUUUAAACAAAAAAAUUUAGCAGAACUUUUCUCAAUUCCAAAACAAGAUUAACAUGAUUUUCAUGUUCCCUUUUCAAAAAAGUUCAUUCAUUAUUAGUACUCGUUUUAUCCUGAAUUGAGCAGAUAUUAAUGUGUUUUAUUUAUAGUGAAAUUGUUUUAAUAAAAGGGAUUUAGCGAUAAUUAUAGUAAAACAAAUCAGUAUCGUUAUGUUCUUUUUGAAAUGAAACUUAUUUAGGAUUGAAUUACGACAAAUCAAAUUCAGUAUUUUAUUCUAAAAUAAAAUUGAUUUCAUUAUUUCCUAAUGGAAAUGAAUUCAUUCAAGUCUAGCGGUUUUCUUUAUUAAUACACAAAUUUAUACUUUAAUUUUAUUCUUUUUUUUUUUAUUAAUGAUAAUAAAUAAAUUUAUCAUUUCAAUCAACUUUCUUUCGAGAUAAAACUGAAACUGACUGCAAAACCAAAUAAUUGUUUUUUUUUGUAAAUACUUUUGAAAAGCAAAAGACGUUUUUUUUUCAAGCUGAAGAACAAUCAAUCAGUUCGAAUGAAUCCCCUUCAUUUGAUUGGCUUGGAAAAUUUUCACGAAUAGAAUAAUUGAUAGAUGGCACUGUGUAAUUGUUUUAUUAGUCAAUCAAGCGAUGAUUCAUAGUUUGAAUCGUUAGAUUAACUAGAUUUCUACAAGUUCCUUUGGUUUCAAGCUCUCUAUGCUACACAGGAAUUCUAUAAGCUGAUAAUACUCAACAUUUGAUCACUAAAUCACUAUUUACAGAUAACUUUAUGCAAACAACCAUUCUAUGUACAAUGAAUGAGUUUUAAUUAAUAAAAAGUUUCAUUAUUUCAAUUUGACCCAUUUUCUCAAUUUUUACCCAAUUUUAGAUGAAAUGUUCUCGUUUUGAAAAAAAACUAUUUAGAAAUGUUUUCUAAUUCGGAAUAUGUAAAAAGAGACGAAUAAUAAUCAUACUAUUUUUAUUCUUUCUGAUAUUAUUAAAUAAUUCUUUAUUUAUAUCUAAUCGACUUAUAUGUAUGAUUAUAUAUACAUCAUUAAGAUAAAAAUCAACAAUAUUUUAUUUAUUUAUUUAUUUUCUGUUCUUAGAAUUAGAAACUAUUUUAGCUUCAUCUAAAUUUUACUUCACAAGAUAUAAGUAUUUAUUUAUCAGUCAUAGGAAUUCAUCGUACAGAUCAUACCAGAAAUAUUUUGCUUUUGUUUUUUUCUGUAUCGCGUGA